This is a messenger RNA of Penicillium alfredii, 1104 nucleotides long. RefSeq names its product putative cell surface protein (gene cspA). Lineage: Eukaryota; Fungi; Ascomycota; Eurotiomycetes; Eurotiales; Aspergillaceae. The record is from RefSeq and is a predicted model, not a curated record. The transcript is spliced from 2 exons. The coding region runs from base 1 to 1104 and encodes 367 amino acids.
AUGAUCUCCUCUGUUGCUCUUCUGGCUCUUGCUAGCCCGGCCUUCGCCGGUGUUAUGCAGGCCCGCGGCGGUGAUGCUGCCCGCCCCGCUGCCGAAAGCUCUGCUGCCAUCCCUGGCGAGGGCUGGGGCGAGAACUGGUCCAAGCCUAGCUGGUCCGAGGCCCCUACCGAGUCGUGGGCUCGCCCGACUGAAUCCUGGGGUGACCACAAGUCCUGGGGUGACCACAAGUCCUGGGGUGACCACAACUCGUGGGGCAAGGAUGGGCACACCACCCCGUGCACCACCAGCACCGAGCCGACUCCCCCGCCAGUGACUUCGACUCCCUCGCCGGUGACUUCGAGCAAGCCGCCCAAGCCUCCUCAUACUACCCCCAAGCCCACUACUAAGACCAUCACCAUCGUGACCACUACCUGCCCUGUCACCUCGUCGGUUGUCACCACUGGCUCCUCGACCUUGACUGUUCCUGUCACCAAGACCAACACCAUCACCCUCACCAAGACCACGGUUUGCACUCAGUGUGAAGAGAUCCCUGUGACCCAGUUUAGCACUGGUCCCCCGGCCAAGCCCACUCAGCCCGCUGUGCCCCAGUCUCCCGCCCCGCAGAAGCCGGCUCCGUCGAAGCCUGCCCAGCCCGCCCAGCCGGCUCCAUCUGCCCCGGCCCCUGAGCAGCCCGCCCAGUCCGCUCAGCCCGAGCAGUCCGCUCAGCCCGCCCAGUCUGCUCAGCCUGCCCAGUCUGCUCAGCCUGCCCAGUCUGCUCAGCCCGCCCAGUCUGCUCAGCCUGCCCAGUCUGCUCAGCCCGCCCAGUCCGCUCAGCCUGCCCAGUCUGCUCAGCCCGCCCAGUCUGCUCAGCCUGCCCAGUCUGCUCAGCCUGCCCAGUCUGCUCAGCCUGCCCAGUCUGCUCAGCCCGCCCAGUCUGCUCAGCCCGCCCAGUCUGCUCAGCCCGCCCAGUCCGCUCAGCCUGAGCACCCUGCUCAGCCCGCUCAGCCCUCUGGUGUCUCGCCGGCUCAGCCCUCGUCCCCUGCCACCUUCACUGGUGCUGCCUCGAGCACCAAGCCCGCCGCUGGCUUCCUUGCCGGUGUCGUCGCUCUCAUGGCUUUCCUGUAA